Messenger RNA from Styela clava, 2694 nucleotides. NCBI's taxonomy places the organism in Eukaryota, Metazoa, Chordata, Ascidiacea, Stolidobranchia, Styelidae. The record is from RefSeq and is a predicted model, not a curated record.
AUGCAACAAGAACGUGGUCGUAUCAAAAAUGCCACAAAAUACACUCUCAGACCAAUUGUUAAAAGGAUUCCACGUGGUCGUAUCAGAAAUGUCACAAAAUACACUUUCAGACCAAUUGUUACAAGAAUUCCACGCGGUCGUAUCAAAAAUGCCACAAAAAACACUUCCAGACCAAUUGUUACAAGGAUUCCACAUUUGACAUGGACAUCUUGGACUUCGUGUACUUGGAGAUAUGGUUCAAGCAGUCGAACAAGGAAAUGCCGAGACAGAAAAAAUGGGUCGAUAGUACAAAGUAGAUUAUGUGGGCGUAGUAGCAAAAUGUUCUGUCCGACCGAGGGAUUGAUUACUAGUGGGUCACCGUCAGAACCGGGAAAAUGGCCUUGGCAAGCUCUUAUCAUAACAGAACUUGAUGGUAAAUGGCAGCAAUGUGGAGGUAGCUUGAUAACACCCUCAUGGGUGCUCACUGCGGCGCAUUGCUUUUUAGAUCCUGUUGGAAACAAUUGGAAGAUUCAAAGAAUUACGUUGGGAACAAUAAACAGAAACGGGAUUGGUAAAGGAGCUGUUAAUUAUACAAAAGCAUCCAUUGUUCACGUGCACGAAGAUUUCGACAAGAUAAAAUAUCUGAACGACAUAUCACUAAUCAAACUCCCAACACCGAUAAAUACAGGAUUGCAUAGUCAUAUCGAACCCAUAUUUCCCCCUAUAGGCUCUAAAACAAUGUUGGCAGGAAAGUCAUGUGUAGUUACGGGAUGGGGGGCAACAGCAAAGAACGGAAGUAAAGAAUCAAUUCCAGAUGUGUUGCAAGAAGUAGACGUGAACAUAUUUUCAGAUGAAGCUUGUAGAAAAAUGCAUCAUACUCCUGGACCAGAUGGUUCAUACACUAAAAGUCAUUUUUGUGCGGGCCAUCUUGAAGGGAAGAAAGAUACAUGCGGUGGUGACAGCGGCGGACCACUCAUGUGCGAGGAAAACGGGGAAUACAUUGUACAUGGAAUAACAAGCAGUGGACCAGCUGAGUGCGGAAAGAAAAAUAAACCGGGUAUUUACACAAGAGUCAGCGAUUUUAUCACGUGGAUCGGAAGAACUAUAUAUGGAUUUCGCUAUCAUUGGUCCAACUGGAAAAGAAAUAAAUGCAGUGUGACAUGUGGUAGAGGACAAAGAACAGUGACAAGAACUUGUCUAGACAAAGAUGACAGACCUGCAACGGAAUGUGAAGGAAUUUCCAUACGACAUUUUCGCUGCCGAAUCCCGCCUUGCGUCGAGUAUCAUUGGACACCUUGGAAAACAACUUGUAGUGUCACAUGCAAUGAAGGAAUUGCAACUAGCACUCGAUAUUGUGCUGAUGCAAACAAUGCACCGACGUUUCCGAAUAACUGCCCUGGCCGAGAAAAGAAGAUUAAAUCAUGCGUAAUGCCAAAGUGCAUUGAGUAUCAUUGGACACCUUGGAUAACAACUUGUAGUGUCACAUGCAAUGAAGGAAUCGCAACUAGCACUCGAUAUUGUGCUGAUGCAAACAAUGCUCCGACGUUUCCAAAUAACUGCCCGGGCCGAGAAAAGAAGACUAAACCAUGCAUAAAGCCGAAGUGCAUUGAGUAUCAUUGGACACAUUGGAAAACAACUUGUAGUGUAACAUGCAAUAAAGGAAUCGCAACUAUCGCUCGAUAUUGUGCCGAUGCAAACAAUGCACCGACGUUUCCGAAUAACUGCCCAGGCCGAGAAAAGAAGAUAAAACCAUGCGUAAUGCCGAAGUGCAUUGAAUAUCAUUGGACUACUUGGGUCUCAACAUGCAACGUAGCAUGCGGUGAAGGAACUGAAACAAGCUCUCGAGACUGUAUGGACGACAAAAACAGUCAAUCGAAAGCGGAGAACUGUGUUGGUGAAUCCAGGAAAAUUAGAAAAUGUGUCAAGCCCGACUGUAUUGAAUAUCAUUGGACACCCUGGGUCUCAACUUGCAGCGUAACAUGUGGUGAAGGAACUGAAUCGAGCACUCGGAACUGUGUGGACGAUAAAGGCGAUCAAUCGAAACCGGACAACUGCCCUGGAGAAGACAAACUAAUUGGAAAAUGUGUCAAAUCAUACUGCAUUGAAUACCAUUGGGGGGAAUGGUUCAACGCUUCUGAAUGUAGCGCCUCAUGUGGAACUGGAGAAAUCGAAAUAAAAAGAAAAUGUCUUGAUUCUGACAACGUCGAAGUUCUGGAUUCAAGUAAAUGUAAUCCUGGGAAAGAUGUUAAACUUCGCACUUGCAAUCUAAAAUCAUGUCCAGAAGAAUCCUCAACAUCGUACCACUGGGGUCAAUGGGGGUCGUGGUCGACUUGUCGUUCUCGUGUAGGACAUGGAAAUAUUUGCAACGGAUUUAAAUCCUCCAAUCGAGACUGUUUAAUAGGAUCAGAGGACGUCAACACUAGAAGAUGCAGAGAUGAAUAUUAUGGUGAAGAUCAUUAUCGCGAGUCAUCGUGUAGAAUGAAAACAAGCUAUUGCCCCUAAAAACACUGUUUUAUAGUAUAAUUGCUGUUUUACUAUUUGUUUGUUUUUCACGUGAGCAGUCGUUGAAAUUUACUUUUUUAACAAAUAGUUUGAAGGACUUAUCAAUUACUAAAAAUAGCAAGACGGAACACAGCUCAAGCAAACGGUAUAUUCAAGUGUAGCUAAGAAAGAUGCUUCCCAUUUGCUUCCGAUUCCUAACUCUAACUCGUAACU